CAAACUUGUUUCUAUGUGUCUUGUCAAAGUCAAAACAUGAAAGUUUACAAGUUGUAUGAAUUGCGACGUUAUUAUGCCAGAGUAUCAUCAUUAGCAUUUGCUUUCGACACUUUCGUGGUUCUUAUAAUUACGAUAAUACCAUGGAUCAUCUCGUAUGUAACGGGUUUCAUGUACAUAAAUUCUUAUGCUUUCCCAGAGAAACCUCUGAUAUCGUUCGACGGAAACAUGCUCCUUUUUCUCCAGAAGAGUGAUGGUUUUCUUUAUUAUGAUAACAUACCACAAAAGGAAACCAACCAUCUAUUGAAAUCUUCGCUUAGGCUACCUCAAAUCAGUUACUACAAUUCUAAAAAUAAAAACAUCAAUGAAGAAGUGGCAGUUAAUAUUAAUAUCAAGUUUCCUCUGUCGCCGUCGGAAAAAAUAAUUGGUCUCACUAUUGUACUAUUGGUUGAUGUUACCUUGUUGCGUUUUUACAAUAAACUAGAAAAGGUUCCAGUAUUUAUAAACAAAGUUUUUCGGUCACAUACUAGUGGAUUUCUAUAUUCUGGGGACCUUUUGUGCUUUCGGAAAUACUUGUUACCUUCUACACAAGCUAGUACUUAUUAUGAAACCAAAACGAUUCCAAGCAAAAUCUUUGAGCUAUCAUCAAACAUCUCAAGAGCUGGAUACUACUUACUUGAAGAUAGAAUAAGUGUACCUAUAAUACGCGAAAGUCUUUCAAGUACUUUUGAUAUAGAACUCUCUGUGUACUUCUCCUCUCUAAGAAUCAGUGAUCCGAUCAAGGUCAAUAGGAUUGAAAAUGUUUGAUUGAAAUCACCAACCAAUUGGAAUCGAAUGAAGAUAUAAGAAAUAUUUUAUAAAAGUAUAAGCUUUAUGACAUUAUUGAAGCAUUUUCAGCUGAUGAUUUGUAGUAAAGAUGAUUUUCUGGCUAUCGGUUUCAAAAUGUUAACUACUUGAAUUUCUCCAACUUUGCUAUAAUAAUUCAUUUCUAGUUAAUGCAUUUUAUAAUUCCUUGCAUAAUAUAUUAUUAUUAUUAAUAUUGUCUUAUAGUGCUAAUCCAGGAUUUUGGUAUACCAUCAAAUUUGCAUGGGUUCAAUAUUUAUCAAUUGGUUUAGUGAUUUUUUAUUUAGCUGAAAAAAUGAGAGGAUACAUUUACGAUAAACAAAUAGUCAGAACAAUUGUAAAGUCAACCAUUCCAAAAUCUUUGGAUCAAUGAAAAUAUCUACUUUGUUUUCAUUUAACAAUGAGUAAUCUAUAGCGUGGAACGACUUGGUCAAUAAAGUGAUGGAUAUCUUUGUAUUACCUUUGAAAUUUACUUUUGCCGAUUUACUUUUAGUCGGUGAAUACCUACGAUCCCAGCAAAAUUACUUAAUAAGAUUUACAUAUCUCACAGCAAGCGCAUAAAUAUCGAACAAAUCUCAGCAUAUAAUUUGGUUGACAUUUUCAACUCAAUGGCUUAUUUACGUAUAGAAUCUUAAAACUAAAUGGCGAAGCUUGCUUGAAAGUCUAGUUAAAUCACAAAAAAUAGUAUACACACUGGGAGUGUACACUUUAGUCGUGAGGUUUAUGGGUGUUAAUAAAUAUGUGGGGUGUGAAUACAGGAAAAACAAAUAUUUGAAACGUGGAAAAAAGAAUAGCAAAGUACACAGCUUUUUCGAACAGGAAUGACUAAAUUUCCUGAAAAUAAAGUUUAUUACAGGUCUUGAAAACGGUGAGAUCGUUCACGAUGGUUCAGGCUACAAAUAGUGACUAGCACAAAGUAACCAAACCAUGAAAGAUUGAAAAAUUCUUUUUCAGGUAGAAUAACGAACCAAAUUAUCGAAAGAGAAAUAUAAGCGGAUAGGAUUAUUAGUUCGAUGCAAAAAAGCGAUAUUAUUUAUCAUUUAUAAUAAGUAAUAUACCUCAAUACAAAAAGCAAGGACGAAAACACGUGGGAAUAAGUGUAUAUUUUCAGUCAUAACCACGUAUAUUAUAUUAAUAAGUUGCUCGAAUAGAUUAUCAGAAACCACUGUGAACUAAACCAAUCACGCUCAAACUCAUAAUUAAAUGUAACAGCUCUCUAAUCCAGUUCAGACAUGAUAUCCAACACUAGAAUGAAAGUUUAGUCCAGGUUUUAGUAAUACAAACUUUUACUACGGAAGCAAAUUAUAACCGUUUUCGAACAGAUACUGCCUAAAAUGAACCCGUAGCCGUAAGUUAUAACUUUCCUUUUGAAUCGAUGAAUACCGUGAGCAAGUCUCAACACCAACAGUAAGAUGCCUUAUUUAUAUAGUUGAUGAAUACCUUGGAUGAACAAACGGAGUGGUAGUAGCUAGUGGUAAUUUCUACGAAUGCAUUUCGUUAUUCCAUAUGCACUUAACAAGAAAGUAUGGUGUAACUGAACAAGUUCUCUUUCUUUUUACUUGGAAUUUGAAUUCAUGUUGUUUAUUAUAAUGUAUAAAGACGUAAAACGUAUUAUGUUAAGAUCAUAGUGUUUGAUUCGACUUGGCAAACGUACAACAGUUAACUGGAGACUUAUGGGUUCGUGUGUAGUGAACUAUAUGGUUCUGAUUGUGGAGAAUUAUUUGGCACUCUUAACAUCGUCGACACCAGCUUUAAUUACACAUAGAUAACACUUGAAAAGUUAGACGAUGGAACGGGGUGUAUAUAAUUUAUGGACGACCCUUGAGGGGUUCUGUAGUGACUUUUAGAAAAUUCACCUACUUGCUACGAUCAAAAGAUGAUCAUAAAUUAGUGUGAGGAAUUAAAAUAAGAAUUUGAAGCUAGAAGUUAGGUCUAUAAAUAACAGUUAGGAUUUGCAUCAUGAACAAACGUCAGCUAUAAUGCGAAAAUGCCAAGACUUGCUAUCUUUAAUUUCAUUAGUUCAUCCAUCAAUUACAGUCUCACCAAGAUGUGUUGUUUCUAGUAGGACAUGUAUGACGAAGUGAAGUAGAAAGGCUGACAGUGGAAAACAUAGGCGAAGUCGUACUGCUGACUGUAGAGGGCUGUGACAGCAGUAAGGAGUUUCCCUCGAACAACUAGAAUCUGCGGCGAUGCUGGCUUUUCACAAGGAAGGAAGGGGUUAGAAAAGGUCGACCCUAAAAAUGUCACACCUCACCUUACCUCACAGAUUUCUGUCUCCGGCGGUAAGCCCCUUUAAAGAACGGAGCUAACACGUCAAAAACCUCUCACAAAUAGGCCAUGCGCGACCGGCCUCAAGCAGUUGCCCCUUGGGCUCUGCGGUCACGCUCCCAGGUCGUCGAGACCAACACUAAUCCGCUUUCCUUUUCAGGUUCUUCAAGAAAUACCCUUCCACGGUGUUGGCAGCCAGGAAGUGAUAUCAGCCCUCAUACCCGUAACAGCACACGAGACCAAGUUGGUCAC
Messenger RNA from Schistosoma haematobium, 3360 nucleotides. RefSeq lists its product as uncharacterized. The transcript is spliced from 6 exons. NCBI's taxonomy places the organism in Eukaryota, Metazoa, Platyhelminthes, Trematoda, Strigeidida, Schistosomatidae. Gene Ontology annotation, cellular component: ciliary transition zone; ciliary membrane. The record is from RefSeq and is a predicted model, not a curated record. Gene Ontology annotation, biological process: cilium assembly; regulation of protein localization. The coding region runs from base 37 to 804 and encodes 255 amino acids.